AUGGGUCGCGGCAAGAGGAGAAACGCUAACAAGCAGGGUCGCCACAGCGGUCCCCGGUCCGAGAGCUGGAAGUCCUACGCCCAGGUCGAGAAGAAGCACGAGAAGCUGCAGGCCUACUACGAUGGCCUGCUCCAGCUGCCCGAGGAGGAGAGGGAACAGUUCUGGGACGCCCUGAAGAGGGAACUGCCCAACAGCUUCCGCUUUGCCGGCUCCAAGGGGUAA
This is a messenger RNA of Verticillium alfalfae VaMs.102, 222 nucleotides long. RefSeq lists its product as hypothetical. NCBI's taxonomy places the organism in Eukaryota, Fungi, Ascomycota, Sordariomycetes, Glomerellales, Plectosphaerellaceae. The coding region runs from base 1 to 222 and encodes 73 amino acids. The transcript is spliced from 2 exons. The record is from RefSeq and is a predicted model, not a curated record.